Molecule: messenger RNA, 2098 nt
Organism: Grammomys surdaster
Lineage: Eukaryota; Metazoa; Chordata; Mammalia; Rodentia; Muridae
Gene: Ormdl3
Product: ORMDL sphingolipid biosynthesis regulator 3
Exons: 4
Coding region: 218-679 (153 amino acids)
Biological process (GO): negative regulation of ceramide biosynthetic process; intracellular sphingolipid homeostasis; ceramide metabolic process
Cellular component (GO): endoplasmic reticulum membrane
Source: RefSeq, a predicted model, not a curated record
GUGAGUCCAUACGGGCGGCCUCGGAGUGGUGAAGCCCGAAGGCUCCACGGCUUGGAGAGCCGAGAGAGAAGGUUGCUGCUGAAGAGGCGUCCGCGCAGGAGGAGACCUGAGCUAGGUGGCUGGGGGUGGAGAGUGCAUGCAUCAGGCGAAGGAGUGCGGAAAGAAGAAAGUGGGAGCAGGAGGCCGGGGGUGAGCAGCAGUCAAGAGGGGUGGCAGAAUGAAUGUGGGCACAGCACACAGCGAGGUGAACCCCAACACACGGGUGAUGAACAGCCGCGGCAUCUGGCUCUCCUACGUGCUGGCCAUCGGGCUCCUGCAUGUCGUGCUGCUGAGUAUCCCCUUUGUGAGCGUCCCUGUCGUUUGGACCCUCACCAACCUUAUCCACAACCUGGGCAUGUACAUCUUUCUGCACACCGUGAAAGGGACACCCUUCGAGACUCCAGACCAGGGCAAAGCCAGGCUGCUGACCCACUGGGAGCAGAUGGACUAUGGGGUCCAGUUCACAGCCUCUAGGAAGUUCUUGACCAUCACGCCUAUUGUGCUGUAUUUCCUCACCAGCUUCUACACCAAGUAUGAUCAAGUCCACUUCAUACUCAACACUGUGUCCUUGAUGAGCGUGCUCAUUCCCAAGCUGCCCCAGCUCCACGGAGUCCGGAUCUUUGGAAUCAAUAAGUACUGAGGCUGUAGCCCCUUCCCUAGCCAGGUUGGCAGGGGAAGGGUGGAAGGCCUAGGCUGUGAUGCUGCAGACAGAGCCUCUGGACACUGCCAGAGAUGGGGGUGUGCCCUGGGCCUGGCUUCCCCCUCGCUUCCCCAGUAGCCGACUUGGAGUAGCUUGUAGUGGGGUUAGGGUGGGGCCCUUGGGCUCUAACCCAUUCUGAAGUUUUUGAUCUUUUCCUUUUGCCUUUUGAAUAGAGAUGCCAUGGGGGUGGUCAGGAAAGGGGCUGGGCUCUCUGGCUGACUGUGGGCCUGAAAAGUUAGGACAGGAAGCCAGGAAAAACCCCUGUUGGCUUGUUUACCCUCAGGCGGCCAUAGCACUUUAGCCCCCGAAAAGGGGGCAGAGGGACGGUACAGCUUCUACAUUGAUUGCCCUCAGUCCUUCGGUGUAUGAGGUGAGACUCACUGUUCUGUAUGUAUUAGAACCCUGACCGUGCUGCCUCCGCCCUCCAGGCAGAGAGCAGUCGGGCUUUGUUCACUUCCUUGCAACCCACGAUGAGCUGUAGGGCAGGGGAGAUUAGGAAAGGAAGAUGGGUUGGUGGGUCACCUAGAGGUGAGCACAGGAUGCUGCCGCCCUGGUCUGGGGAGAGGGGAGUUCUGAGCAGGGGUUGGGUGGGGAUAGUAGGUUGGGUCUUAGAAUGGACAAGAUAGCAGCAGCCAAUAUGGAUCACUGUAAAAAAGAGGUCUGGGAAGGAGAAGCCAGACUCAGCCUCCUUUGGGAUGUGGGCUAGAAGGAGAGCUGGCAUGGAGGGUUAAUUUACCCACAGAAUGAUGCUGAUGGGGAGGACGGCCUCUGUGGGUUGGAAACUCCUGGGUUGGAAUGAGGGCGUGCACAGGCUGGAAGAGGCCUGGGAGUCCUCAGGAGCAGGUCUACUUGGACACUGACCUUAGUGGUGUGAAGAAGCUGAGAGAGGCCUUCCUUAGCCGGUCAACUUGUAUUCCUGUGUAGAUUGUGCUGGGGCAGUGCCUCCUAUGUGGCUUGCAUGUGAAUGAAUGGUCAGGAGGCCACCUCCACAUGCAGUCAGUGGUCUCCAUAGUGCUACAGGAUCCUGCCCAAACAAGGCAGUAGUAGGGACAGCUGCAGGCACUGUCUCCUCAGCCCAAAGAAAGGCAGGUCACAGAGCCUGAGGCUAGGCCGGAGAGGAGCUGUCUCUCCCCUCGCUGGUUCGACUGGGGCAUGUUCCUUUGGAAAUGAGUGGCUGCCCAAGCCCUCUCCCAGGGGCUAGAGGUCACUCACCUUUCCCCCGACCCUCGUCCUGAACCCCAUGUAUCAUAGGGAACUUUCCCCUUCUGGUCUUUCUAAGCAAAGUGUGAAUAGGAUUUUUACUCCCUUUGUACAGUAUUCUGAAAAAUGCAAAUAAAGAGCACCAUGUUCUGUUUACCA